Molecule: messenger RNA, 2117 nt
Organism: Triticum dicoccoides
Lineage: Eukaryota; Viridiplantae; Streptophyta; Magnoliopsida; Poales; Poaceae
Product: zinc finger RNA-binding protein-like
Exons: 3
Coding region: 147-1547 (466 amino acids)
Molecular function (GO): zinc ion binding; nucleic acid binding
Source: RefSeq, a predicted model, not a curated record
CCGAUUUCAGGGGAACCCAACGAGAGAGCCUGGACAGUGGACACCCCCCGCAGCACGCCGGGACGAAGCCGAGCAGUCUUGCUCUGCACUCUGCACUGCGCCGCCGCUGGAUCUACCCCACCUCGCCGUUCCCGCCGCGGCGGUCAAUGGAGUUCCGCUUCCGCGCCGGGGACCGCGGGCCGCCCGGCUCCUCCCCGCCAGCCCCCGGAGGCUCCCCGCCGGCACGGUUCUCCCUCCCCCGCGACGGCUACACCGGUGCCGGUGCGCAAGGCACGCAAGCAGGGCCUUCGCCUUCGCCUUUGCCGCGGCCGCCGCUCGAGUGGGAGGCGGCGCGGCGAGAGCACCUCAUCCGCGAGGAGGUGAGGCGGCGGCUCGUCGAGGAGGAGGUGCGCCGCGAGUUCGAGGCCGAGGGCGACCUCGCCUUCGCCCGCGGGGGCUGGGGGCCCGACCCCUUCCUCGCCCCCGGUUGCUUCAUGCCGCCGCCGACGAUGCCGAUGCCGAUGCGCCCGCCCCCGUACGCGCCGCCGCCGCCGGUGCCUUUCGACGAGUUUGGUGCCUGGCAGGGGUUUGUGCCUCGCCGGCACGCGGGAUUUGGGGAAAGGAUGCCGUUCCCCUGCGAGGAGAGGAGGUGGUCUCCGCCGCGUCAGAAGCCGAAGCAUAAGCUCCAGCUGCUUGAGAUCGAGCCCUCCGGGACACCCGUGGCUCUUUCACCAAAAUUGAAGGUUCCAAAGAUGAAGAGGAAAGCAGCUGCAAAUGCUGCAGCUACUGUACCAAAGAAAGUACAGAAACUAGCCAAGGACUGGAGCUGUGCACUAUGCCAGGUUAGUGCAACAUGUGAAGCUGGUCUAAAUGAGCAUCUCGGAGGAAGAAAACAUAAGGCCAAGUUGGCACAGUGUGGCGCCAGCAAGGCAAUCAAAGAUGACAAAAACUGCUUGCAGGCGACCACUGGGAAUAAGAACAGCACAGAUCCUUGUGAUGCACCUAAGAAAGUACACAUGCUAGUAGACGGUGAAAUGCAUGAAGUUGUUCAGAAGAACAACUAUCUGUGGUGUGAUCGCUGCAGAGUCAGGUGUGAUAGCAACGUCAUCAUGGCUGGUCAUCUGCGGAGCAAAAAGCACAGUAAAUUAAACAAGGUUUGGACAUCGAUAAAAGCUGUGAGGACAAAUACUGAUACUAAGGAAGAUUUGCCUUCUUGUGGAAGUCUGGUAAAUACAAACGACUGUACUGAAAUUCCAGCGGUAAUUGAAGGCGACAUAAAUAUGACCAGUGAAGUAGAUGAAAGUAGCCCUGCAGAAAAUCCCGCCGGGAAAGAAAUCAAAAGCAUUGCCACCGAAGUAGAAAUUCCAGCGGUAAUUGAUGGCGGCAUAAAUAUGACCAGUGGUGUAGAUGAAAGUAGCCUUGUAGAAAAUCCAGCUGGGAAAGAAAUCACAAGCAUCGCCACCGAAGUAGAAAGUAUAACCAUGGCUACCGAAGUACAUGAAAAUAACCCUGUUGAAACUCCAGUUGAAACAAAGAAGGAAAGCACAGACAUGACAAAUGAUGUGUGACAAGUCGAGCCAAAGGAGGAGUAACAGUAUACCUGCUCUUUACCCAAGCUUCUCGCUUCUACCCUUUCGUUGGACAUGAUCUUAUCAUGGAACAUAUGCUUAGCUCAGUUUCAUCAUCAGAUGUGGGAUUCUCUCUUACCAUCCGGCAUGUACUCCCUCUGUAAAGAAAUAUAAGAGCAUUUAGAUUACUACUUUAGUGAUCUAAACGCUCUUAUAUUUCUUUACGGAGGGAGUAGUUUAUAGGGUAACAAUAAUGCAUAUGGGCAAUGUUUUCUUGUUAAGUUUCUUAGAUACUGGUAAUCAAGGCAGGAAUCUUACAAGUAUAUGAAUCCAGUGCCAUACAUGGCUUCUAAGGUAUCUAACUUGAUUACUAGUAUCUAAGCAACUUUCCAUGAGAAGCAUUGCUCCCUGGAGUAUGUGUUAUUGUUACUCUUUGGACAUGUCUUUGACAUGGAGAUUAAGUUUUUUUAUGUAGAAUGCCCCACUUUGAACUAUACCUUAGCUGCCUCUGUGGUACUUGUAUCCAGUUUUCAUUGUCGUCCUCUGUUUACAUGUAAUGUGCUGAGGUGA